This is a messenger RNA of Xyrauchen texanus (razorback sucker), 382 nucleotides long. RefSeq names its product 60S ribosomal protein L39. The coding region runs from base 62 to 217 and encodes 51 amino acids. The transcript is spliced from 3 exons. The record is from RefSeq and is a predicted model, not a curated record. Gene Ontology annotation, cellular component: cytosolic large ribosomal subunit; ribosome. Gene Ontology annotation, molecular function: structural constituent of ribosome. Lineage: Eukaryota; Metazoa; Chordata; Actinopteri; Cypriniformes; Catostomidae. Gene Ontology annotation, biological process: translation.
GUUUCCCGUGAUUCCUUCUCUUCAGCUACCGCCAUACUGGUGAGUGGAUUGCAAUCUGAAAAUGGCGUCGCACAAGACUUUUAGAAUUAAACGUUUCCUCGCCAAGAAGCAGAAACAGAACAGGCCGAUCCCUCAGUGGAUCAGGAUGAAAACUGGCAACAAGAUCAGGUACAACUCCAAGAGGAGACACUGGAGAAGGACCAAGCUGGGUUUGUAAACACCACUUACGUCAGCAUCCCCCUCCGUCUGUACCCUGCCAGGACCACCAACUCAUCCAGACCUGGAGAGAAGCCAUGUUAUCUGGAACAGUAGUCUCUCUUUUGUACAGAUAUUCUGGUUAUGUCCUUGCAAUGCAAUAAAAGAUUUGUCAUCGAAAUCAGCA